Fusarium coffeatum is the source of this 2064-nucleotide messenger RNA. RefSeq lists its product as uncharacterized. Gene Ontology annotation, molecular function: RNA polymerase II cis-regulatory region sequence-specific DNA binding; DNA-binding transcription factor activity, RNA polymerase II-specific; zinc ion binding. Gene Ontology annotation, cellular component: nucleus. The record is from RefSeq and is a predicted model, not a curated record. NCBI's taxonomy places the organism in Eukaryota, Fungi, Ascomycota, Sordariomycetes, Hypocreales, Nectriaceae. The transcript has 2 exons. Bases 1 to 2064 code for a protein of 687 amino acids. Gene Ontology annotation, biological process: positive regulation of transcription from RNA polymerase II promoter by galactose; DNA-templated transcription.
AUGCAAGAACCAACAACUUAUAUCCGCAGCCGCAUCGCAAACGCCUGCGACGGCUGCAAAUCCCGCAAAGUAAAAUGCGACGGCAAAUUACCAUGUAGUUACUGCGCCAGACGUCAAAAGCCACACGAUUGUCAUUACUCUCCUCAAGUGCGACGACGCAGAGCCAAUCCCUCUGUUUCAUCUGCUUCGUUGAGGUCGCCGCCUGCUUCGGAUAGAGAAAGAGCUUUCUCGACGGGCAGGAUUUCGACGGGGAGGAAUAGUCCUGCUACUACUACUACGCCGCCUGUUGAUGAGGGCAAUGUAGAGGCGGCGCAUGAUGCUGAGGAGGAAACUGAGGUUCCGAGGGAGGCGAGACUUGUUUGCGAUGCGCAGGGUAAACUCAUUUUCGUGGGUGAUUGCGCACCAUUGAGUUUCUUUCAAUCUGUCAGACAACUCGUCACCACUCGAGUCGGACAAAAUGCCUUCGCGCCACAGACAAGUCGGUAUUCCGUCCUCGAAAAUGCAACCGCGAAUCAAUCGCGACGAAUGCCGGGUGAUAACCGCAUUCCGACCGUUCACACAAACGACAUUCCCCUCGCUGUAUCCAAUUAUCUAGCUAUCGCGACAGGGCUUGUGGAUUUAUUUGAUCAUCGACGGUUACAAGAAGAUCUCAUUCUUUGGUCAAAUAUGGAUCAAAAAACAGACGACGCAACAACAGUCGUGAAUCUCCUCGUCCUAGCCAUCGGAACAAAAAUCGACAAUGAAGAGCGCGCGCAGGAAUAUUUUGAGUAUGCGCGCGAAAAAGCAUAUUCCAACCUCACAGGCAAUUUGAGCGUCACAACAGUUCAGAUGUUUACGCUUAUCACGCUCUACAUGCUCUGCUCAUGUCAAAUCAACGGGGCGUUUCUUUUCUUCGGCACAGCUGUGCGUGCAGCUUAUUCAAUCGGUAUUCACAGGACUGAAGUCAACGCAAGGUUUGGACCGGAUAUUCACAGACAGCGUGACCGGCUGUGGAAGAGUUUGAGGAUUGUGGAUUUGUUUUUGAGUACGUCUAUGGGAAGACCGCCUGCGACGUCUGAUGUGGAUUGUACGGUACCAUACGAGAAUCUGGAUGAACCUCUCGACUUACUCAACGCGUCAGUACAAAUCUUCUUGGUGCUAGAAGGUGUCGUCACGGAAAUUUACUCACGACGCAAAAUCUCAUUACAACUCACAGAGGGUAUAUCCCUUCAGUUACGAGAUUGGUCGUCGAGAUGGUUGAAGCAGUUGAAGGAUAUAGUAGCUGAUCCAGAUAUUCAAGAUCGAGCCCAAGCAAGUGGUGCGUGUCAGAUUUUGGCGACGUAUUAUUACGCCGUCAUGCUCGUGUCUCGACCGUUUCUCAUGUAUGAGCUUUGUCGACGGUUAUCGGAUACUGCCGCUCCGAAUGGACGGUCUGCUUUGACGUCUGGCAAGUCGAAGCUUGCGGAUGCUUGUAUUGAUGCGGCGAGUUUGAUGGUUGAUCCGAUACUUGAUUUGAUUCAACGAGGUGUUCUUGUUGGACAUGUUCCCAUUCUAGUAUCUUGGCUAUUUGCUAGCUCUCUAGUACUGGGAGUUGGUCUUCUCGGCAAUUUUGGUCGCGUCCUAGAAAAAUACACCCGCCUAGCCAUUCAUGCGUUAGACCACUGCUCCAAACACGACACCCACGCAGGUCAAUACUCCCUAAUCGCCCAAUCCCUCCUCACAACAGCCCUCGAACAUUUAGAAAAGCGCGAACUCGCAGAACGGCAACGUCGUACCGAAAAUUCUAGCCAAUUAUUCGGACUCAUACCAUCCGAAGCAUCACCAUCCUUCCGCAGAGAGACGACCGCUGCAACCCCGGGUAGAGAGUCGUUGGAUCGAUCAUUCUUGCAACAUAAUGGAUUGCAGAAUGUCGGGUCGCCGUUGUUUGGGGAUUUGGAUUCUGCUUUUUUGGGAUUGAGUGAGAGUAUGAUGCAGACACCUGAUCCGAGUUAUUGGAGUGUUGCGGAGGGUGAUUCGGGGUCUGCGCUUAACUUGUUUGCUUUGUUGGAUGGGGGUGGGGGUAUUGAUUUGACGCAUCAUUUGUAG